Ilex paraguariensis (yerba mate) is the source of this 279-nucleotide messenger RNA. The record is from the annotation of a GenBank genome assembly. NCBI's taxonomy places the organism in Eukaryota, Viridiplantae, Streptophyta, Magnoliopsida, Aquifoliales, Aquifoliaceae.
CGCCUCGACGUUCAGCGCCGGGCGUACUCGCGGUCGAUCCGGUCGCGCACCCGCCGGAUGACGACGACGUCGCGCAGCCGUUGCUCCUGCGCCCGGACCCCGCCCAUGACCGUCAUCGUGCCAGGGCGGACCGGCACCCUCCGUGACCGGACACCGUCAUCCACCCGAGACCUCCCGAUCGGGGAAUGCGGUCGCCGUAGGUCGCCGAGAUCACCGGUCGCGCGACGAUCCGCCCGGACAUUUUUCACCCCAUCGCGCGAGUAUCGAAACCGUCGGUAA